Molecule: messenger RNA, 4400 nt
Organism: Daphnia magna
Lineage: Eukaryota; Metazoa; Arthropoda; Branchiopoda; Diplostraca; Daphniidae
Product: MAP/microtubule affinity-regulating kinase 3-like
Biological process (GO): intracellular signal transduction; microtubule cytoskeleton organization; protein phosphorylation
Cellular component (GO): cytoplasm
Molecular function (GO): tau-protein kinase activity; ATP binding; protein serine/threonine kinase activity
Source: RefSeq, a predicted model, not a curated record
GGUCUUUCCUCUCGAAAAACGAAGCGGCCAUCUUGACAUGGGCGGACGACAUCUUUCCCUACCUGGUCAAACGUUCACGCUCAUAUUUCUCUGAUUCUAACUCGCUAAUCCGGCUAUACAUUGUUCCAACGAGCCGUCCAUUGUCAAGACUGUGAAUUGUAAGGUCUGCGUGAAUCGUUAUGCUGUUUAGUGCAAAGAGAUGGGAAUCAGUCUCGCGUGAACGUUCGUGAGUGACCGACAAAAAUCAACCGUUUCUGCCAGCUCGACCUAGCCCUCCCCCUGCUUGUCAGGGAAUAUGUACCUUGUGAUUGGAUCUGCUCAUUAGUGUAAAAUAAUAACUGACAUUUGCAAGCUGAAAACCAUUUUUGCUUUGCUGGUUCCCGUACAACAUGUCAGCAGGGAUGAGGACUACUCUUCCAACUGUUCCUGAAUCCUUACCUUCUGACCAUGUCUCCACUGCCAAGGUCAAGACUACACCGGUCAAGUCACCUCUGCGGCCGGGGUCGGAUGGCAGCAGUGGAGGUGGAGGCGGAGGUUCCGGCAGUGCAUCUGCGUCUAUCCGAAGUUCCUCCAGGCGCACUUCGGAAGAACCACACAUUGGGAAAUAUCGAUUACUGAAAACCAUCGGCAAAGGCAAUUUUGCCAAAGUGAAACUAGCCAAACAUAUUCCAACUGGCAAAGAAGUGGCUAUCAAGAUCAUCGAUAAGACCCAACUGAAUCAGGGAAGCCUGCAAAAGCUGUUCAGAGAAGUGAGGAUCAUGAAGAUACUGGACCAUCCGAAUAUCGUGAAACUAUUCCAAGUGAUAGAGACAGAGAAGACAUUGUACCUUGUUAUGGAAUAUGCCAGCGGCGGCGAAGUCUUUGAUUAUUUGGUGCUUCACGGUCGCAUGAAAGAGAAGGAAGCACGCGCAAAAUUUAGACAAAUAGUAUCUGCUGUUCAGUAUUGCCAUCAGAAAAGAAUUAUUCAUCGAGAUCUGAAGGCUGAAAAUUUGUUAUUGGAUAGUGAAAUGAAUAUCAAAAUUGCCGACUUUGGAUUCAGUAAUGAAUUCACGCCAGGAAGCAAACUGGAUACGUUUUGCGGUAGUCCACCGUAUGCCGCACCGGAACUUUUCCAGGGGAAGAAAUACGAUGGGCCUGAAGUGGAUGUCUGGUCGCUGGGAGUCAUUUUGUACACAUUGGUAAGCGGCUCACUGCCCUUCGACGGAUCCACACUUCGGGAGCUAAGAGAGCGCGUUCUACGGGGAAAAUAUCGCAUCCCUUUUUACAUGUCUACUGACUGCGAAAAUCUACUCAAGAAGUUUCUCGUUCUAAAUCCGACAAAGAGAGCAUCGCUUGAGGCGAUCAUGAAAGACAAGUGGAUGAAUAUGGGCCACGAAGAAGACGAGUUGAAACCUUUCUCGGAACCGGAAGUCGAUCUGUCUGACCUGAAGCGGAUAGAAAUCUUGGUCGGUAUGGGCUACAGCCGGACGGAGAUUGAAGACUCUCUGAAAACUCAAAAGUAUGACGACGUCUUCGCCACGUAUCUGCUGCUUGGACGAAGAUCGACCGAUCUGGAGAGUGACGGAUCCCGGUCAGGCAGUUCAUUGUCAUUGCGGGGUGUCCCUCCGCGGACAGACGCGGCUGCCGCUGCGUCUGGGCCAGCAUCUGUGCCCUCAUCGGGCCAUUCGUCUCAAUCGGGAUCAGGGACAGCAACAGUCUCUGUAAGCGCCACUGGAGGCCAGCGAAGCGUCCACCGCUCCAUCUCUGCAACGUCGUCGAAAACGGGUCGUCGAGCGUCAUCGGGUGGUGAGACGCGCGAAGCUGCCACUAAUGCCAGUGCCUCGGGUGCCGCCACGGCUGCUGCCUCCGGUGCUAAUGCCGGAGCAACAACCGUUACGACUGGCAACCGUGCCUCGGCGGCUGCCACGCCCCAGGUCGCCAAUCACAGUUCGAGCGGAGUAGCGCCCACCAACUUUUUCCGUCGCCAGAACACGGUCGACUCGGCCACUAUUAAAGAAACAUCCGCUCGACUGGGAGCGGGCAACGCCUCCAGCGGGGGUCCGACGGGCGUCCGGCCACUGGCUUCGCCAGCUGCCAUCAAAAAUGCUACUGCCAAUCCAACUGGUAAUGCAGGAGCUGCUAGUCCAAGUAGCAGCUUGUUCGGCAAACCAAGGGGAUUAACGAAAUCGAACACAAUGGCGGCCAACGCCAAUCGUACUCUGGGCCCAGGAACGACGUCUGUCGGCCGCCGCUCAACCAUAGGUUACGAAUCAAAGUCUUCCUCGAGUGAAAAAACCAAUGCCAUUGGCGGCGAUGCUCUUACCACUGCUGGACGUACGGUGAGUGGGGCACCGAGUACGGCGGGAGGAGCUUCAGGUGCAGGCACUCCUACCGGGUCAGGAUCGAGCACCAACCGUUUCCCGACGGGACAGUUCCCCCGCAAUGUUCCCAGUCGUUCGACAUUCCAUAGCGGUCAAAACCGCCCCAGAAAUCAGGCAGCCACGUAUGGCGGCGCUGCCGGCGGAGGGAUGGCUGGAGCCGACUCGUCCGGUUUGGGACCUUCGUCGCGCACUUCGUUCUUCUCGAAGCUGUCCUCGCGCUUUUCUAAACGUAACGUAAAUGAUGACCAAGUGAAGCCGCGAUCCCUACGCUUCACGUGGAGUAUGAAGACUACUUCCUCGCGCGACCCUAAUGAAAUCAUGAUGGAAAUCCGCAAGGUUCUUGACGCCAACAACUGCGACUACGAACAGCGCGAGAGGUACCUCCUCCUCUGCGUCCACGGCGACCCAAAUACCGACUCCCUUGUCCAAUGGGAAAUCGAGGUAUGCAAACUACCUCGCCUCUCCCUGAACGGUGUACGCUUUAAGCGCAUCUCUGGAACGUCGAUUGGAUUCAAAAAUAUUGCUUCUAAAAUAGCCAACGAACUGAAACUGUGACUACCAGCCGUCUCUGAUUAUUCCGACUCAGAGAACGAUUGAAUAAAAAGAAGAAAAGAAAGAAAGAAAAAGACAAAAACAAAGAAAAACAGAGUUUAAAAAUAGAAAAAAGAGAGGAAAAAAAAAAAUUCAAAGACUUGUACAACAUUUUUAAUAAGGAGCGCGCAAGCUAAGCUCUUGAAUGGUGUCCACAGUUUCCGAGUGAAAAAACCGAUAAGCGCUCAGUUUUUGUUUUUUUCUUUUGUUUUUUUUUUUUCUUUCUUUCUUUCAGUUUUUUUUAAGCACCUUGAUACGUUGAACGACUUUAUUGGUUGGCAUAAUGGAAACGGGCUGGAAUUGGUGCUUCUCAACUUAAGCUAUACACCGGCCCAUCCCCACCCAACAAACAUCCCGAAAAACACUUUCUCUGUUCUCUCUGUUUAUUCCCCCUUCCACCUGUCCAUUCUCUCUUUCUCUCUCACACAUCUUUUAUCUAUAUUAAUUUCCUUGCCCUGCCAACAUUUCCUCAGUCCUUUCUACAAGCUGUCAUGUUUCCUCCAACUUGUUGCCCAUGAUUAUGUCCAGCAUUGCAAAUGACUUUGAUUUUUUUUUUCUUUUUUUUUUUGCCCUCUUUUCGUGUAUUUUUCCCCCCUUAUCAUCUUAUUGGGAUUCUCUACCCCAGGAACAAGCAAGCGUGUAGCUAUAAAUGUUCACCCAAAUUCGUCCAUCGCUAACCAACCGAGGCGCUACGAGCAUGGCGCUCCAGAUUGACACACACACACACACACUACAUCCACUCGCCAAUCUAGUUCUCUUCCAUCUUUCAUCAUUUUUUUCCCCUUUUCAAUAUUUUCCGUCUAUAUAAUCAUAUAGGAUGGACUUGCAUUGCUAUGGCAGUUGCAUUGAAUAUUUCCCUUUUCUUUCCCUAAUUUUUUGUUUGUUUUUUUUUAGUUUUUGUUUCUCUUCAUUCUGAAAUGUGUAUAGCAUAUUGUGUGCGAAUGUAAGUGCGUAUGUGAGACAAGAGAGAGAGCGUGUGUAAGGGGGGAGGUUCAUUGGGCGCGCUGCUAGUUAAUGAUGGUGUAGAUUCGGUAUUCUCUCUUUAUCACAUGUUUUUUCUCUGUUUCUUUCCGUAUUCCUCCUUCUCUUCUUCCUCUUUAUUUUUUUUCCUCUCUCCUUGUUGUGUAGCUCACAGUGUGUAGUGAAAUUGGACAAAUCCUAGGGUAUCGGUAGUACCUCUACUUUUUUUCGUACUCUGGUCUGCUGAUUAACCUACCGUUUUGUUUCACAACUUUCCCUCUCCCACUCGGAUGUUUUUUUAAUGAUUAAUAUUAAUAUCAUUUAUUAUUAUAAUAAUUUUCACCACCAAUCCCACGUCACUCUCCUUCGUCGCCCACAUUAUGUUUCUGACCUGCUGCACCGUAUCUUUAUGAGAAAUGAGCUGUACGCGAUUAUCCUCAUCGUUGAAUUCAUCUUUAAAAAUAUCAUCCCCCUUUUUUUCUCGGUUGA